Suillus paluster is the source of this 771-nucleotide messenger RNA. RefSeq lists its product as uncharacterized. The transcript has 3 exons. The record is from RefSeq and is a predicted model, not a curated record. Bases 1 to 771 code for a protein of 256 amino acids. NCBI's taxonomy places the organism in Eukaryota, Fungi, Basidiomycota, Agaricomycetes, Boletales, Suillaceae.
AUGCCUGACCCAUUAGGGCGCGACGAUGUACUCAGACUGUUUUCCAUCGUGCCACUGUUGGGCGACGAGUUUAUCAUACUGUGUGGGACAUUCCUCCACGACAGCGCAACAGAAACUCCCCGGAACAACUACCUGAUCUCUGCAUCAGACAAAUUUUUGGCAGUCGAUAAGAUGUGCUGCGACGCUCCUGUCUUUUUGCAGUGCUUACCAUUUGUCGUCUCCGGGACCUGCCGAAGAGCGCGAUGCCCCCAGCAACAUGUCACGAUAUCGAAUUUGGGCCACGUGCAAUACAACGCCCAUGUCGCAAUCCAUCUACAGCAGAUUCUCAUUUUACAACUCUUGUAUUUCGCGUGUCCUAGCACGAAACAAUGGAAGAGCAUGAGUGACCGGAUCGACCGCCUUUGCGAGGCACUGAAUCCGCCCUUGUUCAUUCAAGGUUCCCUCGUGGACCUCGAUUUGACCCUCAUUCCGCAUGGUUCAGCUGGCCUGAGGGUGGUGAAGAACUGGACUCGCGAGUUCUUGUAUAAAUUGGACCCGUUCCAGAGCCCAUCCCCAUUUUUGACGACGUUGAUGAGAAUCAACAGUCUCAUUUUUGCUUUUGACAGGAAUGAUGCUCCCGCCUACAUUGCUCAGGCAAAGUGUGUCGCCCGAAAUAUAUCCACCACGCUCCUUCUCAAAGCAGAUAAUCGCUACUUGGUGCUCGACAUGCUUAAUUUGCACCGAGGAGUUACUGAAAGCAGUAUAUCUUCGGGAAUUCUGUAUCUACAGUGA